CCGAGAUCCAACUUCCGCGUCGCUCGCACCUCCUUUCCCUGCGGUACCUCCCGGGCCGCGUGGAGCGGGUUCCUGCGGCUGCCGGGUGGACGCCGAGCCCAGGACCAUGAGCGUGGGCUUCAUUGGCGCGGGCCAGCUGGCCAGCGCCCUGGCGCGGGGCUUCACGGCCGCAGGCGUCCUGUCGGCUCACAAGAUCAUAGCCAGCUCCCCGGAAAUGGACCUGCCCACCGUGUGCGCGCUCAGGAAGUUGGGGGUGAACCUGACCCGGAGCAACAAGGAGGUGGUGAGGCACAGCGACGUCCUGUUCCUGGCCGUGAAGCCGCACAUCAUCCCCUUCAUCCUGGACGAGAUUGGGGCUGACGUCCAGGCCAGGCACAUCGUGGUGUCCUGUGCAGCCGGUGUCACCAUCAGCUCUGUGGAGAAGAAGCUGCUGGCAUUCCAGCCAGCCCCCAAGGUGAUCCGCUGCAUGACCAACACCCCCGUGGUGGUGCGGGAGGGGGCCACGGUGUACGCCACAGGCACCCACGCCCUGGUGGAGGACGGGCAGCUGCUGGAGCAGCUCAUGGCCAGUGUGGGCUUCUGCACCGAGGUGGAGGAGGACCUGAUCGACGCCGUCACCGGGCUCAGCGGCAGCGGGCCUGCCUAUGCGUUCAUGGCCCUGGACGCGCUGGCCGACGGCGGGGUGAAGAUGGGCCUGCCGCGGCGCCUGGCAGUCCGGCUGGGGGCCCAGGCCUUGCUGGGGGCUGCCAAGAUGCUGCUGGACUCAGAGCAGCACCCAAGCCAGCUCAAGGACAACGUCUGCUCCCCCGGGGGGGCCACCAUCCACGCCCUGCACUUCCUAGAGAGCGGGGGCUUCCGCUCCCUGCUCAUCAAUGCCGUCGAGGCCUCCUGCAUCCGCACACGAGAGCUGCAGUCCAUGGCUGACCAAGAAAAGGUCUCCCCAGCUGCCCUCAAGAAGACCCUCCUGGACAGAGUGAAGCUGGAGUCCCCCACCGUGUCCACGCUGACCCACUGCAACUCAAAGAAGCUCCUCACCAGAAACUCGGCCUCGGAAGGCAAGAAGGACUAAGGCAGCCUGCUGGCCUCUGGGACUGGAGCCCUCACCUGCGGGGCUGUGCAGGGCGAGAGCAGGCUCAGGCAGCCGUCAGACCCUGGUUAUAAACCCUCCUUCAGUCUGUUGGGGCCAGGCAGCCCUAGUUGUCCCUCUGUCCCAGCUUAGAAGACGCUCGGAAGAGGCGGUUGAUGCUAGAAGCCACAGGGAGCUCUGCCCACCGCCCGCUGUCAGCCCCAGCUCGGGCGGCAGGGUCUGGGGGGACCUUCAGUGCUGGUUCUCCGACCGCAGCCCACAGCCCACAGCCCACAGCAGGGUCCGCUGAUGCCACGUCAAGGGCAUGAGGGGACAAAACGACGAGGGCACUUCCCUUGGAACCGAGAGCGAGUGGCUUAGAAUGGCCACAGUCCACGUGCACGAAGGGCGACUGGGCCGUGUUUCACUUUGCUUCACAGCCGCACCAGUGAGAGUUGUUGCUUUUGCUAAGUUUAGCUGCUUUAAUAAAGUUUUAUUUUUUAUUACCC
This is a messenger RNA of Phyllostomus discolor (pale spear-nosed bat), 1575 nucleotides long. RefSeq names its product pyrroline-5-carboxylate reductase 2 (gene PYCR2). Bases 107 to 1069 code for a protein of 320 amino acids. Gene Ontology annotation, biological process: L-proline biosynthetic process. Gene Ontology annotation, molecular function: pyrroline-5-carboxylate reductase activity. The transcript has 7 exons. NCBI's taxonomy places the organism in Eukaryota, Metazoa, Chordata, Mammalia, Chiroptera, Phyllostomidae. The record is from RefSeq and is a predicted model, not a curated record.